GUGACACCUCGACAACCGCAUUGAGCGACCCGAAUGGUUCUCGCUAGUUUCGCAUAGAUAAACCGAGCUCAAUAACUGUGAUUAAAUCUUGGACUUGCAAAACACAAAACCUGGACUUUCCAGGUCUCGAUGGCGACCACAACAACCCUACCCCGUAUAACCCCCCGGGGGACCCCUGUCUCCACCCCACCCCCCACCCCACUACCGCGGUCCUUCUCCGCCCAGUCCCACUAUGGGCCCUACCCACCCCGCCACCUCACCAGCACGUUCGACUAUGUGGAAUUCCCAAAACGCAUCAACCCUCUGUCCCCACCGCCACCGAAGCGUCGCAUCAACUCUAGCUGGGAGACGACGGCCCAGCAUCACCAGAAUGACAAACGGAGGACGUUUAUGCAGGCCCGUGAACAUGAGCGGUACCACUCCGCGUGGAGCAGGCCGUUCUAUGGAGAGCCGGCGGAGAAGGAAGUAUACAGGAAACAUUUCCGUGAAGUGUUGAAGCAGCAAAUGUUGGACCAGGACACUGUGAAGAAACAGACAUUGGUAGAUAAAGUCCGAGAGAGCGAGGCCGCUGUGCAGUACGACCGUCAGUGCCAAGAACAAGACAUGGAUAAAUUCUCGAAGAAAUUCUGCUACCUCAAGACCUUCCGAGACGCAAACAAAGAUUUAAUGGAGGACAGAUGGAGAUCGUCAAGAUUCACCCGGCAUAUGGAAAAUCGAUACGAUCGGGAAGUGAUGCGUUACAACCCUAUAAAUUGGAGUGGCACUCUAAAAUGAGUCGUCAAACUUGUUAUCUGGAAGCUCAUUGGACAUUGAACAUGAAUUUGGAUUGGAUGAAGUGACAUCUGACUUUUAUUCUGAUGUUAUUUUGACAUUAUUGUGUUAGGGACACUAUUCCCAAGACAAUGUGAUAUGUAGAAGUUCACUUAGCUUUGAACUGACGGUUCUGACAUUUUGUUUUUCUGCAGCUGUGCCUGGUGUGUAAAUUAUUGGACUGACAUUGUUUCAGUUUUGAAGUUUAUUAUUUUUCAUCAGUAUUGCAUGAGAUAUGUCUAACAAAUGUAUUAAAUUACAAUCCCAUAAUAUCUUAAGAGGUUUCAUCAUCCAGAGAACAGGUGGAUCCAGA
Messenger RNA from Haliotis rufescens (red abalone), 1123 nucleotides. RefSeq lists its product as uncharacterized. NCBI's taxonomy places the organism in Eukaryota, Metazoa, Mollusca, Gastropoda, Lepetellida, Haliotidae. The transcript is spliced from 4 exons. The coding region runs from base 130 to 774 and encodes 214 amino acids. The record is from RefSeq and is a predicted model, not a curated record.